CCUGACUGAGGUUUUGGUCGCCGACACAGUCACACAGACUCUUGUCAGAGAGACCGGAGGGCUGCGCGUCGGACAGGAGGAGCUGGGUAAAGCGCACCGGCUCGGCGCAUGUAUUUGCCCGUUUUUCUUUCCAGCCUUCGAUUCCGCCGCGUCUCGUAUCGGAUGCUGGAUGCAAACCAUCCCCGCGUCAAGAAUACACCUCUGACGGACAAACCAUGGACAGUCUAGGCAGCCGCUGUAAGAUUGUGGUGGUAGGGGACACGCAGUGUGGGAAAACGGCACUGUUGCACGUUUUUGCCAAGGACUGUUACCCAGAGAACUACGUGCCCACGGUGUUUGAAAACUACACAGCCAGUUUUGAGAUAGACAAGCAGCGGAUUGAGCUGAACAUGUGGGACACGUCAGGUUCGUCUUAUUACGACAAUGUGAGGCCGCUGGCGUAUCCUGAUUCAGACGCUGUACUCAUCUGUUUCGACAUCAGCCGCCCAGAGACUUUGGACAGCGUCAUAAAGAAGUGGCAAGGGGAGACACAAGAGUUUUGUCCCAACGCCAAAGUGGUGCUGGUGGGCUGUAAACUGGACAUGAGGACGGACGUCAACACCCUGAGGGAACUCUCCAAGCAGCGGCUCAUCCCUGUCACUCAUGAACAGGGCAGCACGAUAGCUCGACAGAUGGGGGCGGUGGCCUACGUGGAGUGCACCUCCAAGGUUUCAGAGAACAGCGUUCGAGAUGUGUUCCACAUCACCACGCUGGCGUCGGUGCGGCGGCCGCACAAGCCGCAGUUAAAACGCAGCAGUUCCCGCAGGGGCCUGAAGCGAGUUUCACAGCUCCCCCUGCCACCCCUGCCAGGUCGGACUGAGCAAAUGGACCAGGCCCCGGCCAUGAGGAAGGACCGAGCCAAGAGCUGUGUGCUCAUGUAGAGACCCAUUAUUAUAAAUAUAUAUAUGUAUAUAUACAAACACAGAAAUAUAUAACAGAGGAAGUCUAUUUAU
Molecule: messenger RNA, 992 nt
Organism: Seriola dumerili (greater amberjack)
Lineage: Eukaryota; Metazoa; Chordata; Actinopteri; Carangiformes; Carangidae
Gene: rnd2
Product: rho-related GTP-binding protein RhoN-like
Exons: 5
Coding region: 216-920 (234 amino acids)
Biological process (GO): small GTPase-mediated signal transduction
Molecular function (GO): GTPase activity; GTP binding
Source: RefSeq, a predicted model, not a curated record